Messenger RNA from Nothobranchius furzeri (turquoise killifish), 2658 nucleotides. It is a transcript of the gene ddx1, whose product is annotated as DEAD (Asp-Glu-Ala-Asp) box helicase 1. Gene Ontology annotation, molecular function: protein binding; RNA helicase activity; ATP binding. NCBI's taxonomy places the organism in Eukaryota, Metazoa, Chordata, Actinopteri, Cyprinodontiformes, Nothobranchiidae. The record is from RefSeq and is a predicted model, not a curated record.
CAUUAAACGAGUUGCACCGUAGAUACGUCACAUCCGGCUGGGUUUCACUCGUUGGAGCAAUAAUGGCAGCCUUUUCUGAAAUGGGAGUUAUGCCUGAAAUAGCGCAGGCUGUGGAAGAGAUGGACUGGCUACUACCCACGGACAUCCAGGCAGAGUCUAUUCCCCUGAUUCUCGGUGGAGGAGAUGUACUCAUGGCUGCAGAAACCGGAAGUGGCAAAACAGGAGCGUUCAGUAUCCCAGUGAUUCAGAUUGUGUAUGAGACCAUAAAGGAUCAGCAGGAGGGCAAGAAGGGCAGAGCUCCAGUCAAAACUGGAGGAACUAUUUUCAACACCUGGCAGAUGAACCCAUAUGAUCGUAGCACACAGUUUGCUAUCGGACCUGAUGGCCUGUGCUGUCAGAGCAGGGAGUUUAAAGAGUGGCACGGCUGUCGGUCCACUAAAGGCGUCACAAAAGGAAAGUACUACUAUGAAGUGAGCUGUCAGGACCAGGGUUUGUGCCGUAUCGGAUGGUCCACCAGUCAAGCAGCACUGGAUCUGGGAACUGAUAAGUAUGGCUUUGGCUUUGGCGGCACUGGAAAGAAGUCCAACAACAAGCAGUUUGACAGCUAUGGAGAGGAGUUCACCAUGCAUGACACGAUCGGGUGCUACCUGGAUCUAGACAAGAAUCAGAUUUCAUUCUCUAAAAAUGGAAACGACCUGGGUUUGGCAUUUGAAAUCCCUCAAAACCUGAGGAAUCAGGCUUUCUUCGCCUCCUGCGUUCUCAAGAAUGCUGAGCUGAAGUUUAACUUUGGAGGAGAACAUUUUAAAUUCCCACCUAAGGAAGGGUUUGUGGCUCUGGAUCAGGCAUCGGAGGGCCACACAGUCAAAUCUUCACAGACAGGCAGUGCCAAAGUGAGUCAAGUGAAAACGUCAUCAAAUGCUCCCAAAGCCCUGAUCAUUGAGCCGUCUAAAGAGCUGGCAGAGCAAACCUUCAACAACGUCAAGCAGUUUAAAAAAUAUGUGGAUAAUCCUAAAUUAAGGGAGCUUCUGGUGAUCGGUGGUGUGGCAGCCAAAGAACAGCUGGCUGUGCUGGAACAGGGGGUGGACAUAGUGGUGGGAACGCCCGGCAGGCUGGAUGACCUCAUCUCCACCGGGAAGCUGAGUCUGGCCCAAGUCCGUUUUCUGGUCCUGGAUGAGUGUGAUGGCCUCCUGAUUGCAGGCUACACUGAUUUUAUCAACAGGAUCCAUAAACAAAUCCCUCAGGUGACAUCCGAUGGCAAAAGGCUGCAGGUCAUCGUGUGUUCGGCCACACUUCACUCCUUUGAUGUGAAGAAGCUGUCUGAACGCAUCAUGCACUUUCCCACCUGGGUGGACCUGAAGGGGGAGGACUCGGUUCCAGAGACCGUCCAUCAUGUGGUGGUCCCCGUCAACCCAAAGACCGACCGUCUGUGGGAACGCCUCGGGAAGAACCACAUCCAGACGGAUGAAGUCCAUGCCAAAGACAACACCCGACCAGGAGUCGGUUCUCCAGAAAUGUGGUCAGAAGCUAUAAAGGUGCUGAAGGGGGAGUACACGAUCCGAGCAAUUAAAGAACACAAAAUGGACCAAGCCAUAAUCUUCUGCCGCACCAAGAUCGACUGUGACAACAUGGAGCAGUACUUCAUCCAGCAUGGAGGAGGCCCCGACAGCAAAGGUCACCAGUUAUCCUGCGUUUGUCUUCACGGUGAUCGGAAGCCCAAUGAGAGGAAAACCAACUUGGAGCGAUUCAAGAGAAAAGAAGUGAGGCUGCUGAUCUGCACAGACGUAGCCGCCAGAGGCAUCGACAUCCACGGCGUUCCCUAUGUGAUAAACGUCACCCUGCCAGACGAGAAGCAGAACUACGUCCACCGCAUCGGCAGAGUCGGACGAGCUGAGAGAAUGGGACUUGCUAUCUCUCUGGUGGCCAUGGAGAAAGAAAAGGUGUGGUACCACGUGUGCCCGAACAGAGGCAGAGGCUGCUACAACACCCGGCUGAAGGAAGACGGAGGCUGCACCAUUUGGUACAACGAGAAGGAGCUCUUGUCAGACAUCGAGGAGCACCUGAAGUGCACCAUCACUCAGUGUGAGCCAGAUAUCAAAGUACCAGUGGAUGAGUUUGAUGGGAAGGUGACCUACGGACAGCGCAGGGCUUUAGGAGGUGGAAACUACAAGGGCCAUGUGGAUGUCCUGGCCCCAACAGUCCAGGAGCUGGCCCUUCUAGAGAGGGAAGCUCAGACGUCCUUCCUCCACCUGGGAUACCUGCCAAACCAGCUGUUCAGAGCCUUCUAAACACAACGCAGCUAGCGUAGAAACCUCCAGGCUUCCGUUUCAGGAUUAAUGUCGAAUAGGAAGUGUGUGUGGAUCCUGACCGAGUGCUACAGGGUUCGGGCUAGAACAUGGCAGCAGUUUACCAGGUUUUUCAUUUGGGUCAUUUAUUUAAAUUUAGGUUAGAAGUUGGUAGCAUUAAGUAUCUGAGCCUUUAGCACAUGUCUCUCUUUAGAUUUACACUUCCAGUGACAACAAAGAGGAGCGAAUACCAAACUUGAAUGCUGAGCCGGAUUUGUUUGCGUCUGGAUUCGUUUUCUGAUGAAAUCACAUAAAGUGGAUUAAAAAGGUCUGGAUGACGCGGGCUUGUUUUCCCUCAAAUAAAAUAAAAGCUUGA